AUGCGGCUCACUACAGAGGAGAACAUAGAGCUGGGAAGCAAAGAUCAGGGGACGAUCAAUCCUGCAUUUGGGGUGAAAGACAGUGAUGAACAGCCCCAGCUGACAGUGGACAUUGGGGAUCCACACACAGAGUCCCUGGAGGAGGCCGUGGACAAAGGUUCAGAUCUGGUUUACUCCCUCAACGACAGGCCGCCCUGGUACCUCUGCAUAUUGCUCGGUUUCCAGCAUUACAUCCUGGCGUUCGGGGGCAUCAUCGCGGUCCCCCUGAUCCUGGCCGAGCCCCUCUGCAUAAAGGACAACAACAGCGCCAAAAGCCAGCUCAUCUCCACCAUAUUCUUUGUGUCGGGACUAAGUACACUGCUGCAGACAUCCAUCGGUACAAGGUUACCCAUCCUCCAGGGUGGGACGUUCAGCUUCAUCACUCCAACCCUGGCCAUCCUCGCUCUGCCCAAAUGGCAAUGUCCCGCCCCCAAAGCAUCCAUGAUGCUGGCGGCGCAGAACAGCAGCAGCAGCCCGCUCCAGAUGGACGACUCGGAUGAGGUCUGGAUGACACGAAUGCGUGAGAUCCAGGGAGCCAUCCUCGUGUCGUCUCUCGUCCAGAUUGUCCUGGGUUUCUCCGGGCUGGUGGGUCUGGUGCUGAAAUACAUCGGCCCGCUGGCUAUCGCUCCAACCAUCAACCUCAUCGGCCUGUCCCUGUUCAUCGAAGCUGGGAAAAAGUCCGGAGGUCACUGGGGAAUCGCUGCUCUCACGGUCUGUCUGAUCCUACUGUUCUCGCAGUACCUCAGCAAAGUCGAUGUUCCGAUGAUCGCUUACAAGGAUAAGAAGUGGAAGGUUUUCCAGUAUCCCCUCUUUAAGCUCUUCUCUGCUCUGUUCGGGAUGUGUGGCGCCUGGUUGGUCUGCUUCUUACUGACCAUCUUUGAUGUAUUUCCAUCAAAGUCCGAUGAGUAUGGUUUCUCAGCCAGGACUGACAUCAGCCUGGACGCUGUGACAAACUCCCCCUGGUUCCAUGUACCGUACCCAGGUCAAUGGGGUAUGCCCACAUUUAGUGUGUCUUCAGUGUUGGGUAUGAUGGCGGGCGUCUUGGCGUCCACCAUGGAAUCGAUCGGGGACUACUAUGCUUGUGCACGCUUGUCUGGCGCUCCUCCUCCCCCAACUCACGCCAUAAACCGAGGAAUCGCAGUAGAGGGCAUCGGCUGCGUCCUGGCUGCUCUUUGGGGAACAGGAAACGGGACCACGUCCUACAGCCAGAACAUCGCUGCACUCGGCAUUACCAAGGUUGGCAGCAGACUGGUCCUCCAGACAACCGGACUUCUGAUGAUCGUCCUGGGGAUCUUUGGGAAAUUUGGAGCAGUUUUUAUCACCAUACCAGACCCAGUCAUUGGAGGAAUGUUCCUCGUUAUGUUUGGAAUGAUCGCAGCAGUGGGGAUAUCUAACCUCCAGUACGUGGACCUCAACUCGUCUCGUAACCUCCUCAUCCUCGGCUUCUCCACCUUCAGCGGCCUGGUUCUACCAACCUGGUUUCACUCCAACCCCGGCAUCAUUGACACAGGAAUAAAAGAGCUGGACCAAGUGAUUGUUGUGCUCUUCACCACCCACAUGUUUAUUGGAGGAUUCUUUGGGUUUAUCUUGGACAACACUAUUCCAGGCACUGAAAAAGAGCGAGGUAUAAAAAGCUGGCAGGACAAGGCCCAACAGGGAAACACAAACUUUUGUGACGCAUCAUGCUACGAUAUCCCUUACUGCAACGGCAUUUUCAAACGGUUUAGAUGUUUCCAAUACCUUCCCUUCCUCCCUUCUUUCAAGACCAGCGAACAGGGGACUUCCUAGUAAUUAAGUUGUAUCUAACAGGGUAGCCUAAACCAUAAGGACUCAAAGUUCAUAAAAUAGAACAUUGAUUUAAACACAUUUUUUUAAUUCCCAUCACAAUGUUGAGGUCCGGUGUUCCCUUAAAGUUGGAAUUCAACA
Trematomus bernacchii (emerald rockcod) is the source of this 1965-nucleotide messenger RNA. RefSeq names its product solute carrier family 23 member 2. Gene Ontology annotation, biological process: transmembrane transport. Gene Ontology annotation, molecular function: transmembrane transporter activity. The transcript has 12 exons. Gene Ontology annotation, cellular component: membrane. The coding region runs from base 1 to 1827 and encodes 608 amino acids. The record is from RefSeq and is a predicted model, not a curated record. NCBI's taxonomy places the organism in Eukaryota, Metazoa, Chordata, Actinopteri, Perciformes, Nototheniidae.